AUUCUCCCUCCACCUUCUUCAUCAUCGCCCACCAUCAUCAUCCUCUCUCUCCCUCCUGUCUGUCUGUCUGGGUCUCCCCCCACCCUCCCUCCUCUGCCUUCCCCCCCCUCCUCCUCCUCAGUGAAGGCACGGCGACAAAAGAGAGAGAGAAGAAGAAGAAGAGAGAGGGAGGCUGCAGACUUUCCGACCAGAGAGGAAGAGGAGAGGAAGAAGAGAUCUCCAUCUUCGCCAUAAAGCAAUCAUGACUCUGGAAGACGGCUUCUGAAAUUCAGUUUGGUAUAAAAAAACUCUUCCGCUACAGAACCAGUGCCACACCGAGCUCUGACCAGAUGGAGGUGAAUGCGGUUAAAAAACGCCAUCGCACACGAUCCAAAGGAGUCAGAGCCGCCGUGGAGGCAGUGACACAGGAGUUAUUCAGCUGUCCCACUCCAGGCUGUGAUGGCAGCGGUCAUGUCAGCGGGAAGUACGCCAGACACCGCAGCGUCUACGGCUGCCCGCUGGCCAAGAAGAGGAAGGCUCUGGAAAAACAACCGCUGGAGCCGGCUGCCAAGAGGAGGCCCUUCCUCAACCCUUGCACCGGGGGGGAGGAGGCCAGCGGCGUCUACACCAACUACCAGAAUGAAGCCAUGGCCGUGGGGGGAGGUGGGAAGGAGCAGGGGGAGGUAGUGGAGGAGGACGAGGAGGAAGAGGACACGGGUAGAGAAGGUGAUGAAGACGUGGAGGACGAGUUCUCGGAGGACAACGAGGAGCAAGGGGAGGACGAGGAAGAGGAAGACGAGGUAGAGGUGGAGAGAGCGGUUACGACAAUGGGAGGAGAACGGGCGGAGGAUGACGAAGAAGAGGAGGACGAGGACGAUGGGAUGUACGAGGAGGAGGAGGAAGUGGAGGAUGGGGACGAUGAGGAGGAGCAGGAUGAUGAGGGAGAAGAAGACGAUGAGGAGGAAGAUGAGGAGCCGAAUCGUCAGCGUGUAGACAACCACUACAAACCCGCUGGACAAUCAAAACUACUUCCUAUCCAGAAAGACGACAACAACAACCACAGCUGCACCAUCAGCGCGGGAAACGGCACCGGGGAGGAUUACGAGAACUACGACGAGCUGGUGGCCAAGUCGCUGCUGAACCUGGGGAAGAUCGCCGAAGACGCCGCCUACCAGGCCAUGACGGAGUCCGAGAUGAACAGCAACUCAUCCAACAGUGCCGGGGAAGACGACGACGACGACGAGUACAGCAAUCACGGCGACCGGAAAGGCGAACUGAGCGUGGAUCUGGACAGCGACGUGGUGCGGGAGACGGUGGAUUCCCUGAAGCUCCUGGCGCAGGGACACGGCACCAUGAUGCCCGACGACGGCUACCCGGAUGUCGGGGACGGUAUCGGCCACGCUAACGGGCGACCGGGCAUCGGGGUGAGGGUCCAAGCGGACGAGAGCGAGGAGGAGGUUUGCCUCAGCAGUCUGGAGUGUUUGAGGAACCAAUGCUUCGACCUGGCUCGGAAACUCAGCGAGACACAAUCCUGCGAUCACCCGGCGCUCCACGCUCUUCACCACCAACUCCAAAACCCCACAGACCACCAGAUGAUGCACCACCUCAACAGGUACGACAGCUGUCAGCAGAGUGCGCAGGAGGAGCAGCGGUCUCUGGAGCGCAGCUACUCCGACAUGGUGAACCUGAUGAAGCUGGAGGAGCAGCUGAGCCCGGGCUCCAGAGGUUACCCCACCAGCUGCAGCCAGGAGGGCGAUGAAGACACCACGUCGGUGGCCUCCGACCGCUCGGACGACCUUGACAUGGCCAAAGGAAACCUGUCGCUGCUGGAGAAGGCCAUCGCCCUGGAGUCGGAGAGGGCCAAGGUCAUGAGGGACCGCAUGGCCUCGGAUCACUCGCUGCCCCGCCGGGAGCACCACCACCACCACAGAGGCCACGGCGAACACAGCUCCAGGCUGAGCUGCGCCGGCGAGGAGCGAAAGUCCAGGAUGCACCACGACGGGAUGAAGAGGGCGUACUACCCUAAAGACUCUUCCAGGGGGGAGAAGAAGGAGAGUAAGUGUCCGACGCCUGGCUGUGACGGGACGGGUCAUGUGACGGGUUUGUACCCACACCACCGCAGCCUGUCCGGGUGUCCUCACAAAGACCGAGUCCCGCCUGAGAUCCUUGCCAUGUAUGAGAAUGUUUUAAAGUGCCCCACUCCCGGCUGCUCAGGACGGGGUCAUGUCAAUAGCAACAGGAACUCGCACCGCAGUCUGUCCGGUUGUCCCAUCGCUGCUGCAGAAAAGAUGGCGAAGGUCCACGAGAAGAUCCUGCCGGCCGAGAGCGGCAGUAAGACGAGUCAGACGUCAGACCGGGUCCUCAGGCCGAUGUGUUUCGUGAAGCAGCUGGAGAUUCCUCAGUACGGCUUCAAAAACAAUGUUCCCACCAGCACGCCGAGGUCAAACCUGGCCAAGGAGCUGGAGAAAUAUUCCAAGACGAGCUAUGACUACGGCGGAUACGACAGCCAACACGGCGCCUACGGAAAAAGAGGCCCGACAUCCAAGUCCCACCACGGGCGGGACACCUCCCCGAAGGGAUUCGAUGUGAAGCGCUACUGCAAGACGUCGAGCCCGGCCAGCAGUACGACCAGCAGCUACGCCCCGAGCAGCAGCAGCAGCCUGAGCUGUGGAGGAGGAGGAGGAGGUGGAGGAGGAGGAGGAGGAGGCGGAGGAGGAGGAGGAGGAAGCAGCGCGAGCAGCACCUGCAGUAAGAGCAGCUUCGACUACACUCACGACAUGGAGGCGGCGCACAUGGCGGCCACGGCCAUCCUCAACCUGUCGACGCGGUGCAGGGAGCUCCCCCACGCCCUGGGGGGGAAAUCCCAGGACCUGCUGACACAGAUCUCAGCGGUCAACUUGAGCCCGGUGGGUGACCUGGAUGACAGCGGUGCGGUUGAUGUUGGCGGGCAGCCCGGGGGUCCGGAGGGCAGCGGCACGGUGUUGACCCCCCUGCAGCCGAUGUCGCCCCAGCGGCAGGCCCUGCUCAGCAGCCGAUGCUACCAGCUGAGCGAAGCCGACUGCUGGGAUCUGCCCGUCGACUACACCAAGAUCAAACGGCUCGGGGACGAGCACGACCACAAAGAGUCUUCUUAUUUCUCGUCCCUGCACCAGAGCGAUGAGAUGGACCCAUUCCAGGAGCUGAUGGACGAGCAGCGCUACCCGGCUGAGGUCACCAUGCCCAGCCCCAAACACCACAAGUACCCGCCCUGCAAGGAGGGCAAGAAGGAGCUCAUCACGUUGUCGAGCUGCCAGCUGGCCGACAAGAACAUCCGCGGGAUGAUGAGUCCCAACGCACAAGAACUCAGGUGUCCGACCCCCGGCUGCGAUGGAUCUGGACACAUCACUGGAAACUAUGCCUCCCACAGGAGUUUGUCCGGUUGUCCACGAGCCAAGAAGAGCGGCAUCAAAAUCCUCCACAGCAAAGAGGACAAGGACGACCAGGAGCCAAUCAAGUGUCCGGUGCCGGGCUGUGACGGACAGGGUCAUGUGACGGGGAAGUACGCCUCCCACCGCAGUGCGUCGGGCUGCCCACUGGCGGCGAAGCGGCAGAAGGACAGCUACGUCAACGGCUCGCAGUUUGUCUGGAAGUCCGGGAAGACGGACGGCAUGAGCUGCCCGACCCCAGGCUGCGACGGAUCGGGACACGUCAGCGGGAGCUUCCUCACCCAUCGGAGUCUAUCCGGUUGUCCCCGUGCCACCUCGGCCAUGAAGAAGGCGAGGAUGAGCGGUGUGGAGAUGCUGACAAUCAAACAAAGAGCAAGCAAAGGCAUCGAAAAUGAUGAAGAAAUCAAACAGCUGGAUGAAGAAAUCAAAGAUCUGAACGAGUCCAACAAUCAAGUUGAGUCCGACAUGAUAAAACUGAGGACACAAAUAACUACGAUGGAGACGAACCUGAAGUCCAUCGAGGAGGAGAACAAGGUGAUCGAGCAGCAGAACGACUCGCUGCUGCACGAGCUCGCCAACCUCAGCCAGUCGCUCAUCAACAGCUUAGCCAACAUCCAGCUUCCACACAUGAGACCGCUGCCACAGAAAGAGGCCCCAGUAAAGCAUAACUGCUGUUUACAGAUGCCUCCCAGAGAGCCAAUGAAUGAACAGAACUUUGACACUUAUGUGAGUACAUUGACAGACAUGUACACUCACCAGGACCAGUACCAGAGCCCGGAGAACAAGGCGCUGCUGGAGAACAUCAAACAGGCCGUUCAGGGUAUCCAGGUCUAGCCCUGGCCGAGGCCAAAAUAACAAAUGCAAAGCAAAAACAACAACAACAAAAAAAAAAAGAGGGUUACGGGUUGUUUUUUGCUGCUGUAAUCUACCAUAGUUCUUUUCAUUCUACUGCUGUUAUGCUCUCAACUUCAUGGGUAUCGUUUCUUAUCAUUUUGAUUGUUGUUGCCUUGCUUUGAAAAACAACGUUUUAAACGAACAUUCACGUUUUGUACAUUUUCAUAUGACCUAAUAUAAUGUGAUGUACUGUUUAUAGCUGCUAAUGUAUGCACAUUCUAGUGUAUAUGUAUUUAUUUAUUGUAAGCUUGAAUCAUUUCUUAUUUUAACGCGAAAAAACUGGGCGUCACGGGUUAAAGGGGGAGCAGAAAGGAAAAAGGGAAAGCUGAAGAGCAAUCAUUUUUGAAAGGCUUUUCUCCUGAGCUGAAAACAGGUUGUUUAAUGGAUGUAAUUCAUUAGUUUUUGUAAUGUUUGAAAAGUUGACACUUAUAUUACUGUAAAUCUUUAGCUAAAGUAGAAGAAGAACCAAUGCUAUAAGCGAUAAGAUUUCAAACAUCAUGACACGGAAACUUACUGGUGCAAAUCCCAUCAUCCCCUUCGGAGUUGUUUCGUUUAAACUUGUCUUUGUUGCUGCGGAGAGCGAAGGAAAGACCAAUGGCUACAGAAAACGUAGGAGACAAUCUGCCAUUCAGAAUUUUUUUUAAUCAUCAACCUUGAGCUAGCUAAUAUGGCAAUGUGUCAGCAAUAUUGGUAUGAUAAGAUUAAAUUGUUUGUUUAGAUAUGGGAUGCAAUCUAUAUGAAAAAAAGUUUGGGUAUAUGCAAUUUCUUAUGAAUAAAGCUAGCAUAGAGCAGAUAGAUCUUUUUACUAACUAUAAAUGUAUUGCGUUUUGUAUAACCUUUUACUACAAUCAUGUUUUAGGAAUCUGACGCGGGUGAAAGGACUUUGGUUCUGUCAUGUUCGACUUUGCACAGGGACACCUUUGUUUCCAUGUUUUGAUGUUUUUAUUGUCAAUGAAGAGGCACUUGGCAGGCGUAUGGAUUUGUAGGUAUGAUUUUUUCUAUCUAAAGGCUGACGGCUCCACUGGACUUACAGGGUCAAACGUCCCCAUCCGUCAUUGUAUAUUGCACUCGUUCUGUAGAAAACGUCUUCAAUCAUGCAUCCUAUUGUGUGAGACACAAUGGGAAAUGAUGGCAGACGACAUGAUGACCAAGCAGCACUUUGUAUUAUUAUCUUUGAUUGUUAUUGAAAAGAUGAAGAAAAACUAAGCCAGCAGUCGUGAACGCGACGUCUGCGCACUGAAUUUACCGACUGAGUAUUUGAUCUGAAUCGGCCUUACGUUGACAUUCGGUCUGAAAUCACAGUCCUGACUGAAAAUGUUUUCUGAACACCGUCGAUCAUGCAUGCACUUUAUUGGAGUUUGUCAAAGUAUUAUCACGUGGUAAAUGAAGCAAAAACUGUACAGCGAGUUUGUGGAAACUGUGACUUUGACAAGACUUUGUGCUGGUGAUUCCUGUAAGAAAGAAUCCUGAAACAGAUUUAACUGAGAAGAUUGCUCAUUUAAAGGACCCCCCACCUCUGGUCCCCCUACAGAGUUAACCUCCACCGCUUUCAGAUGUACAGCAUUUUGGAAGGAUCACAUCCAAACUCAAAGUUCAAAACCCAGCUUUCUGCGCUCAUCCUUAACGAAGAGUGGAAAGUUUAGGAUUGAUGUUUUAUUCAUUUUGAGCUCACUUUGAGUCCUUCUUGGAUGAUAACUUUGGCCCAUAAGCCUUUGUCACACCUGGCUUUAUUUCUCAAUGGCUACAAUGGCUUAUUGGUUAAUGGGUAUUGAAAUAUCUAGAGCCACCCACCAUAACAUAUUGGCAAUAAAAUAUUGUGAUUCCUCAAAUGAUAAAUCAUCAAUCUGGUUCAGUGUUGAACUUCAACCUGAUCCCAGAGGAGCUCAGUUGCAGAUUUCCUACUUUUUUCAGAAUGCCUUUCAAUAGAGUGAGGGAUUGAAAGUCGUUGCGCUCAAUCAAAUAAUACAUACAACAGUUUUUGCUCUGAAGUUGCCACCCCAAACGUUCCAUGUGACAAUAUGUGCAGCAUUUCUUUUGAUAAAUCAAGAUAAUUAGGAGCUGGUUGGGUUUGAAAUACACACUUUAACUCACUUUCAAUAGCUCUAAUGUGUAAAAGGGAUAUAUAUGUAUAUUAUUUAAAAGACAUUUAAGGGGAAAAUCAAGUGUUAACCAUCUUCAAUCGGAUCCAGUUUCCAAUCAGUCCAGUUUCCCACAGGAAGGAAAAGUAAACAUCAAACGGCUAACUGUGGGGGGGGGGGGGGGUCCUUUAAAGAUGCUUCUUCUUUGGACUUUUACUGCAAAGCCUCAUUCCCUGACUUCACAUCUCUGUCCAAAGCUUUGUGUCUGCAGCUUCCUGCCAGUAAACUUCUGCAUUAGAUAGACUGACAGCUUGUAUUUUUUAUUUAGUGGGUUAUUCUUAACUGAAAACAAAGGAGACGGGAGUUAAAGCACAAUUCUGCCACUUAAAGACAAUUCAAUAGACUAGAUAUUGUAAUAUCAGAUGUAAAAGCUAAACUGUAAGUAUUUACAUAGAAAAUCUCAACACUAACAUGUGACAUGCUAGAAUGCAAAAGAAAUCCAUAUGAAUAUUUGUGAAAUCAUCGGUUUAUGGAAAUGUUACAGUUUCUUUGGGCGGUGCGUUGAUAAAGGGGUUUUUAUACAACAUUCAGUUUCUCUCCUUUUACCCCUUUUUCUGUGUCACUCGCAAACUUUCAACCGCAGUUUUUCUUACCACAUGGCAUGGGUUUCGUUGAUAUUUUUGCUGUAUGUUUAAGGUCACGAGAUGCUACGUGAUAUUUUAAUUUGACUUGUGAAGUUUGUACAAUUUUUAUCAUGCUGGUGUUGGCAUCUCUUGCUCUGAAUAA
Messenger RNA from Eleginops maclovinus (Patagonian blennie), 7162 nucleotides. RefSeq names its product myelin transcription factor 1-like, a (gene myt1la). NCBI's taxonomy places the organism in Eukaryota, Metazoa, Chordata, Actinopteri, Perciformes, Eleginopidae. Gene Ontology annotation, biological process: regulation of transcription by RNA polymerase II. The record is from RefSeq and is a predicted model, not a curated record. Gene Ontology annotation, molecular function: DNA-binding transcription factor activity, RNA polymerase II-specific; RNA polymerase II cis-regulatory region sequence-specific DNA binding; zinc ion binding. Gene Ontology annotation, cellular component: nucleus.